CAGCGGUGCGGCUCGCGCUCACUCAGCCGCUGGUGCCAACCGCACUCACACAGCUCCAACGUGUACUUUACUUUACUUUCAAAUUUCACCCCCCCACCCCUCAGCACGGACUUUUUAAAAAGCCCUUUCUGUAAAACUCUCGCUCCCUCGCAGCCAGUCGCUGUCAGGACAGAGGACUUGUUCCCGCAGCCGAACGCAGGCGCUUAAUUUAUUUUGAAAGUUGGAUUAACAGCGGAGCCACUUAAGCCGAGAGGAAAUAUCGUCCGCCAGAUGCUGCUCAGAUGAUGAGCGGCAGUGAAGGGCUGCAGAUUGGGGAAAUCAGCGGAAUCCCGUGCCGUCAACGCUCCUGUAUCAAAGAUGGCCUGAUGUUCAGAUUACUCCUCUCUCCUUUCUCCCUCUCUGCAGCGUGGCGAGCAUAGAUAAGCCCCCUUAUGAGGUGAAAACUCUUCCCCCGUCCUGCAGUAUCCCCUCCCAGUGCCAACAGCAGGAAUAAGGGAUGUCACGGCUGUUCCUCCUUUUGGCAAUACUCGUCGUCUCCUGCAGCAUCCAGGUGUCUCCCGCUGCCACCCUGGAGAAGCUGAAGGAGAAAUGGAAACUGUACAUGGAGGAGUGUGAGCACAACAACACGCGAGACCCACCAAGCACUGGCCUCGUGUGCAACAGGACUUUUGACAAUUAUGCCUGUUGGCCUGAUGGACUCCCCAACACCACUGUCAGUGUGUCAUGUCCGUGGUAUCUGCCCUGGCACCAUAAAGUUCAGCAUGGCAUGGUGUAUCAGGAAUGUGAUGCAAACGGCCAGUGGGUGACUACGAAGAAUACCAGUGAGUGUGACUCUAAUGAUGCGAAACAGCAGUACUAUGGCUAUAUUCGGAUCAUGUACACAGUGGGCUAUUCCUUAUCACUGGUGGCUUUGGUGUUGGCACUUGGCAUCCUCAUAUUCUUCAGGAAGCUGCACUGCAUGAGGAACAACAUCCACAUGAAUCUGUUUGCCUCCUUCAUCCUGCGAGCGCUGUCUAUCCUCAUCAAAGACGCGCUGGUGGUGGCCAACAUCACAUCUCGGGACCUCAGCAGAGACCAGGAGCAGGGAUUCCCCCAGGCAUCUAUGCCUCCAGUGGAGAUGCUGUUCAGCAAUGAGACAACGAUUAGCUGCCGCAUCGCCGUGGUGAUGAUGCAGUACAGCAUCAUGGCCAACAGCUACUGGCUGCUGGUGGAAGGCAUCUACCUCCACAACCUCCUGGUGAUCACUGUGUUUACAGAGAGGAACUACUUCAAAAUCUACCUGUGCAUUGGCUGGGGUACCCCGUUAAUAUUCCUCUUGCCCUGGGUGAUAACUAAAUACCUGUAUGAAAAUCAAGAGUGCUGGGAGCAAAACAUAGACAUGAAUUACUGGUGGAUCAUCCGUUCCCCGAUACUGCUAGCAGUUGUGAUUAACUUCCUCAUCUUUAUCCACAUCAUUAAAAUUCUUGUGUCAAAACUUCGAGCGCACCAAAUGAGAUACACAGAUUACAAGUUCAGGUUGGCCAAGUCGACUCUAACCCUGAUUCCUCUGCUGGGCAUCCACCAGGUGGCCUUUAUCCUUGUAACAGACGAAUCCACCAAGGCCACCAUCACUCUGCGUCUCACCAAGCUCUUUAUCGACCUCUUCUUCUCCUCCUUCCAGGGUCUCUUGGUGGCCAUCUUGUACUGCUUUGUCAACAAAGAAGUGCAGUCGGAGAUUCUGAAGAAAUGGAAGCGCUGGAAGCUUGGGAGGAACAUCGAGGAGGAGUACCGCCACACCUACAGCAAUACCCCCAACACGAAGACAGGCAGCCUGUUGAACCACGUCUCUCAUUUGCCUCACCUGCCGGACAUCGCCAAAACCACUGCUCCGGCCUGCAGUCCUGAGGAGAGGCACAUGCUCGUGGUCGGCUGCCACAACGGUAUGGUCCACGGUAAGGGGGAAGGCCAGUGCGUCUCCCCGCUGCACGAGGGAACCAUAAACAACUGCACCCUGGUGGAAGACAUCAGCCUGUCGGACAAGGUGCAGUGCUACGAGAGUCGGAGGGAGAAUGCGGAGAGCCACCUUUGACAAACACCAGGAUGGAGAACUCUGGUGAAGAAAGUUGGAGGGCUUUGAGCUCUCAUCUGGCUCUAACAUACUGCCCCGGGCGGCUGUGAAGAGCCGGGCUGAUAGAGUCAUCUGUCAGAGCGGUCUUCGCUCAGAGGUCAGCGUGACUAGGAGACUGAGCAGCACUCACCCCCUUUCCACAGCCUGAGAAUGGAGAACAAUAUGGCAGACAUCCCAGGCUGAGGGGGUCCAAUGUGUAGUGAGCCUUGUGAAUGGAUUUCUGUAGUUGUUUGUCGGACAGUGUAAGAAACUGCUGCAUGUUGAGCAACGCAACAACAGCAUCUCGAGGCAGAUAAGCCAUGUAAGAUAAUACCAAAAACCCUGAAACCUCAAAUAGCAACAACAGCAACAAAACAUCUAAAAAAAAAAAUAAAAAAAAAGACACAGGGUCCUUGCUUAAGCCUCUGCUUUAAUCUGUGCUGUGUAUCAAAUGUCUGUUUUGUGGUACUGGAGGUUAAAGACAAACUGGACAUUGAACUGCAUACACACGCACAUACACACACACACGCACACAGACAAAAAAGACCAAACAAGUGACACAAAACAAGAUGGUAGGGAACAGAGAAGACUGCUUUUUUCCUUUGCUUUUCUCUGAUAUCUGUAAAUGUUUUUUUGUCUUUACUGACUUUCAUGAAAAAUGUACAGAAAAAGAAGAAACAUUCUGUCGACUGGACCUCAAAAAGCAAGGUAACCGCAGUGUUGUUCAAGUGGCCCCAUCCAGGGCCCGUGGGAAAUUGGCAGCUGCUCUCACCAGGUCAUUCCUGGCUUACAUAUAGACCUUAAAGAAGGUCAAGAGAUGGUAUGGGAUGAAUUAUAAAUAAGCUAAAAUGAUCAUCGCUUGACUUACUUUGGUGUUUUAUAAAUAAAAAUAAAUCUUUUUUAUAUAGGGCUCAACCUUGAAUACUGCUGAGUGCUACAGUUGCUACUGUGUAAAUGUGCUAGGUGUGUUUUCAAGGGGAACAGUUGCAAUUCUGUGCCAUUAAAUGUGUUUUCUUUCCCCUUUUUCAUGAAGAUGUUGUCUGACUCACGUACUAUAUGAACUUCUACACAGUAGCCUACUCAACCUUUGCAGUGAAAGCUGAAUGGGGGGGGGAGGGGGUUGCGCUCAAAUCAAGGCUAAAAAAACACAGCAGACGUAUAGACAUGACCUGUAAAGGCAUGCAUGCAUAAAGUAUGAAUCCAACAUUCUGAUUGAAAACAACAUGUCACCUCUGGCACAUGAUGCUAAAUAUAAGCUGUCGUGCAUGCAGAUUUAGGGCACUUAAGUUGCGCGUGCUGCACAGUGCCAUCACAUCAGUAGAUCCGCUGUACAAAAAGUCAGACUGUGCAUAUGACUGCAUGCGCCCAAUUACUCUGCACAGUGUUUAGUAUUCAACCUUAUCCUGUGUCUGCAGGGGCUGUGGACACGGAACAAAAAAAAAACAAAAAAACAACACUGCACCCUAAAGGUAGAACAAAUUGUCUCUCGUAAGCAUGCUAUUGACAAAGAAAGCUAAAUCAGCAGUGGUACAUUUGCUUCAAAAUUUUUACAGAAACAGAAACUUCUUUUUUUUAAACAUUAGUUAACCUUUGAGUUGUUAAAUAUUUUGCCAGAACUAACUCAACUUGACUAUAUGUAUGACUAUUUGCACAAUGUUAAUUUAUAAUUGCUAAAUACUGUGUGUACAUAUGUGUUUAAACAGGUGAUUUAUCUGAUUGCUGUCAAUAUAUUUCAUGCAUGUCUGUGUGUAUGUAUGUAUGUAUGUGUGUGUGUGUGUGUGUGUGUGUGUGUGUGUGUGUAUGAGUGUAUUUUCAGGUGGGUAUGAAUGUGUGUAGUAUCAGUAUUCCAGAUUUUUGGAUGUGUUGCAGUAGGAUGAUUUACUAGCUGCAGCCAGAGGAGCAGUGCAUUGAUAUUAGCCAGCGCAACUGGUUUAGCCCAGAGCACAGAGGUCAGAGGUCGAUGUGAGUCAGUCCCACUCUAGCAUAUACAGUGUCACACCGCAGGAUGUUCCCAGAAGUCAUGCCUUUAUAAGGAAAGAGAAAAGACACAGCUCUGUGUUUUAUCAUGGAAGCUACUCUCAGUGUCAUUCCUCUGAGUCAUUUUGUAGUUCAGAGUUAAAAUGGAGCAUGACAACAACACACUUGUCAUUCAGAUAAUCAUUCCGUAAGAAAAAUAAAUAAAUAAAUAGCAGACUGACUGCUAUUUCAUCAUCUGCUGAGGAUUGUAAUAGAGGCAGGUAGAUAUCCAAUACUCAGAAUUGAGCUGGGAGCAUGACACACACAGUGGCACUGCUGUUGCUCAGAGGCUGAACUUGCAGUGUUUUUCUUGUUUGGCAGAGCAGGACAAGUGUUUGGAUACUGACAUGGUAACAAAGGAAUGUUGUACACCCUCAGUAAAAUAGCAUUCAAUAGAGUAUAUAAGUAUAUUGCUAAUUUUAUUUCCAAUUAUUACAUGUAUUUUAAGCUGUGACCAUAACCAUGUAUUUUUUUGAAACCAGCAGCUUGGGUCACUCCCCUUUCUGGACCAAAGUGGUUCUGUCUGAAUGUAUUCUUUAAAAGGCCCAAAUCAGUAUGUUUCUUUGUAUUUUCUCUUAAAGGUGGUUAUGUACAGUAUAUUUGGUGUAAGGAUCCAAUCAGUAAAAAAACUGACUGUGUUCAGGUGUAUACAGUUCCAUCAUAUAUUGUGUCUACUUAUCAAAUUUUGUCCAAAUAGUGAAAGAAUAAAUUACAAUGUAUGUGAAAGCUGA
Messenger RNA from Lates calcarifer (barramundi perch), 4833 nucleotides. RefSeq names its product glucagon receptor a (gene gcgra). Gene Ontology annotation, biological process: cell surface receptor signaling pathway; adenylate cyclase-activating G protein-coupled receptor signaling pathway. Gene Ontology annotation, cellular component: plasma membrane. Lineage: Eukaryota; Metazoa; Chordata; Actinopteri; Centropomidae. Gene Ontology annotation, molecular function: gastric inhibitory peptide receptor activity; peptide hormone binding; glucagon receptor activity. The transcript has 15 exons. The coding region runs from base 497 to 2068 and encodes 523 amino acids. The record is from RefSeq and is a predicted model, not a curated record.